Messenger RNA from Dictyostelium discoideum AX4, 786 nucleotides. RefSeq lists its product as hypothetical. Bases 1 to 786 code for a protein of 261 amino acids. The transcript has a single exon. Lineage: Eukaryota; Evosea; Eumycetozoa; Dictyosteliales; Dictyosteliaceae. The record is from RefSeq and is a predicted model, not a curated record.
AUGGUAUCAAAUUUAUUUCAAGUUAAAGAUAAAAUUAUAUUAGUUACUGGAGGUGGUAGUGGUAUAGGAUAUGGUAUUUCAUUAGGAUUUGUAAAGAAUGGUGCAAAAGUUUAUAUUUGUUCAAGAGAUUUUGAAAAAUGUAAGAAAACAGCAGAAGAAUUAACAAAGAUUGGACCAGGAAAAUGUAUAGCAAUUAAAGCAGAUUUAUCGAAAUUGAGUGAUAUUAAAAAUUUAUUUGAAGAAUUCUCAAAAUAUGAACAGUCAUUGGAUUGUUUAGUUAAUAAUUCAGGUGCAAAUUGGGGUGAAGAAUUAGAGAAAUAUCCAGACCAAGCAUGGGAUAAAGUUAUGAAUUUAAAUGUUAAAGCUGUUUUUAAUACAAGUGUUGCAGCAUUACCAUUCCUAAGAAAGAAUGCAACCUCACAAGAUCCUUCAAGAAUUAUUAAUAUUGGUUCAAUCGAUGGUAUUAGAGUACCACGUUUAGAAACUUAUGCUUAUUCAGCAAGUAAAGCUGCCCUUCAUCAGUUAACUAGAACUUUAGCCGAUAGAUUAGCACCUGAACAUAUUCUAGUCAAUGCAAUCGCUGCUGGUCCUUUUAUGUCUAAAAUGACUAAACAAACUUUUACACAAUUUGAGGAUUUGGUCAAAUCUAGUGUUGCCACUGGUAGAUUUGGUAAUAAUGAAGAUCUUGAAGGUUUAUUGGUAUUUUUAACUUCAAGAGCUAGUACUUAUAUAACUGGUGCUAUUAUUCCUUUGGAAGGUGGUGUUUUAAUUAAAUCAAAUCUUUAA